AUGUCGGCCAAAGCCCAGGAACACGAUAAGCCCGAGUCCGAGCCUCGCGUCUCUUCCUCAAGCAACAAUUCGCCUUUCAAGGAUGACGAGGCUGCUGUCGAACAGUCUACUUCCGUCCGUGGCCCGAGCUUGAUGGCCAAGAAGGAUCGAGUCAGUGCAGUUCGCGAUGCUGAUGCUUCGAGCGCGCACGAAGGCCAACAGGAAGGCGUGAGCCGUAUCGAAGCGCUCUACCGGGUCUUCCCUCGCAAUCAUCCCGUGGUCUGGUCUCUCUACGCGAGUCUGGCCGCGGUGACCAUCUGCUUUUCCCUGGAUCAGUCUACUACCGCUGCGUACCAGCUGUACGCCACCAACACGCUCGGUAACCAUGGAACGCUUUUCGGCAUCAUCGCUACGGUCGAAGCCAUUAUCAACGCUGUUUCCAAGCCUUUCAUCGCCAAGAUUUGCGACAUUUUCUCGCGACAGACGGCCUACCUUAUGGUCGCCAUCUUCUAUACGGUCGGCUUUGUCAUCUGCGCCGCUUCGCAGACUCCGGCUGCCUUUGCCGUUGGACGAAUCAUCACCGAGGUUGGCCAGGCAGGCUUCGAUCUGGUGACCGACAUUGUCGUUGCCGAUCUGAGCUCUCUGCAAUGGCGAGGCGUGGCCACCGCCUUGACUUCGUUCCCGUUCAUCUUCCUCCCCUACUGCGGCAGCAACAUCCAGGCGCGUCUCGCGCCGCCGGGCUACCCCGAGGGCUGGCGAUGGGGAUACGGCAUGUUUGCCAUCAUGGCGCCUGUCUGCGUCACUCCCAUCAUCUUGGUGCUCACGUAUUCGGAUCGCAAAGCACGCAAGGCGGGUGAGCUCUCGUUCGCUUCUAGUCGACUCGAAACCCAGCGUGCGCAGGAGCAGGGAACUCUGCAGGUGCGACGAGACUCGCUCAAGGACCGCUACGCCAACCUGAUCCGGCUUUGCAAGGAGAUGGACCUUAUUGGACUGUUCCUUCUGGCAAUGUCGUUUGCUCUCAUCCUGGUGCCCUUCAGUAUCUACAAGACGGCGGACAAGCAGUGGCGCAACCCUUCGAUCAUCGCCAUGUUUGUCUGCGGCGGUAUCAUUCUGGCCAUGUUCAUCGCUUGGGAAGUACUAUACGCCACUCAUCCGGUGAUGAACAAGCGAGUGUGGUACAAUCGCACUUUCCUGCUCGCCGUCACCAUCGACAUUUUUUACUUCAUGGGUGGCAACAUUCGAUCGGUCUACUAUGCCACCUAUGUCAACGUUGGAACCAAUCUGUCCAGCGUCAAUUGGGGCUAUGUUGCGAGUGCGCUGCCGACGUCUGCACUGUCUCUAUUCGGACUUCUUGCUGGCCUCUACCUGCGAUUCUUCCACCGAUACAAGAUGCUCCAGAUUUGCGGUCUGGUCAUUCGAAUUGUCGCCAUGGGCCUCUACCUGUACGGACGAGACCGCAAUCUCACGACCAUGGUGAUUGUAUGGGCGCAGAUCCUCAACUCGCUCGGCGGCGCCUGUUCGGUUGUGGGCACACGAGUGGCAUCGCAAGCUUCGGUUCCGCAUCAAGACCUGGCUUCCAUCAUUGCCCAGCUGGGCCUGUGGACUCGUCUUGGUGGUGCGAUCGGAUCUGCGAUUGCAGCCGGCAUCUGGACGGGCACGCUAGACGAUCACCUGGCUCAGACCGACCUGACGCCUGCACAGCAAAAGACGGUUUACGGAAGGCCCGCCAGUGCCAAAACCACGUUCAAGUGGGGAACGCCUCUUCGCAACCAGAUCAUCGCUGCGAUGAGCCAGACGAUGAAGCCUAUCCUGAUUGCUUCGCUGGUCCUCGCGUUCAUUCCUCUCUUCGCAGGCUUGGUUAUGCCGAAUUUCUACCUUGGUCGGACGCAGAACGCGGUAGACGGUACGGACAACUCGGGCCGCGUCAUCGAGUCGGCCGAGGAGAACCCCAACGCCAAAAUCAACAAGAAGAAGAGCAUCUUUGCUCGUUUCUCUUUUGGCAAAAAGUAG
Messenger RNA from Moesziomyces antarcticus, 1989 nucleotides. RefSeq names its product MFS general substrate transporter. The record is from RefSeq and is a predicted model, not a curated record. Bases 1 to 1989 code for a protein of 662 amino acids. NCBI's taxonomy places the organism in Eukaryota, Fungi, Basidiomycota, Ustilaginomycetes, Ustilaginales, Ustilaginaceae. The transcript is spliced from 2 exons. Gene Ontology annotation, molecular function: transmembrane transporter activity. Gene Ontology annotation, biological process: transmembrane transport.